GUACUGUUUUCACAAAAUUCUGUCUUUCUAGUAGGUUUCUGAGUGGAAUUAAUGCCUUCUCUCUUCUCUUCAGCCGUUUUAUUUUCUAUUCCAGAGGACUCUCCUUCAUUCCAUUUCAAUGGACUCUUCACAUUACAUAAAUAGUGUGGAAUUAUAGUAUUUUUUUAGGUUUGAUAAGCUUGUCUGGAAGGUCAUCUACAAUGUCUGAAGCAGCGCAAGUUCGUUUGGUUCGUUGCCCAAAAUGCGAAAACCUCCUUCCAGAGGUCACUGAUUACUCUGUUUAUCAGUGUGGUGCUUGUGGUGCUGUUCUUCGAGCGAAUGUUGAGGGUGAUGAAGAAAGGGUUGGAGGGGUUUCAGAGAAAGUUUCUGAGAAAUCAGAGAAUUUCGACUCUUUGGAAAAGCGGAUGAUGAAUAGCAAGGUUUUGAGGGAUGGUUCUGAGAAUGAUGUUAAUUCAAAUAGUUAUUCAGGUAGAGCUGAGAAGAAGGAGGCUUCGCGUGAUGGAACUGAGAAAUAUUGGAAUUGUUCCACGAUAAGGGGUGAUAAGUGGGUUGUUGAAGAGGAUCUAAAGAGAAAUAAAAAUAUUGGUGAAUUAGUUCAUGCUGAAGUGGCAAAAGAAUUUGAGGGUUUGAGACCAGAAAAUGGAAAUUUAUAUGUGUCACGAAGAUCAUGGCGAAUGCCGGAUUCAAGAAUUGGAGAGAGAGGUGAAAUGGAGGGGCUUCGAAGGGCUGAAAGGAUUGAUGAAGAAGAUGUGAGAUAUUCAUCUUCAAAGUGUUCUGAAGGGGCUCCAUUGAAUUACCAGUUAGGGUCUGGUUAUGGUUAUGAAGGGCCAGUGAAGAAUAGGAAGGACAAAGGGGGGCCUAAUAAGGUUGAGUAUGGUGAACAAGAUCAAGCAGAGCUCUUGAAGAAGUUGGAUGUGCUGAAGAAUCAACUUAGUCGAUCUUGUGAUGUAAUUGACAAACCCAAAGAAGAGGUCCAUCCACACCGGGUGAUAGUUCAUCAAGAUCUGUAUAGGGGUUCUGAGAAUUGGUUUCCUGAUGGCUCUUUGGGUUUGAAUAGAGUUUCAAUGCAACAUCAUAUGGCUGAUGAAAAUGUUGCAAGACCUUCUUAUGUUAGUCCUUACACUGAAGCAUCUCCUUUUAUAAGCAAGCAGGAAAUGCCUAUGCAUAAGUUUUAUCCUUCAAUGCAUAUAUCAAAUCCUGUUCAACAAUUUGACGAUCCUCUUAGGUCCCAAAUGCUAAGGAGAGCACAACUCCAGGCACCAGGUUCUUUCCGACCACAGCCACCUCACCCAUUCUAUUCUGGACACUACAGGGACAAUCAUAUGGUCCAUAUGGAUCCUUUUGAAACCUACACACAUGAUGUAAACCACCACCAUCCAUCUUGCUCCUGUUUCCAUUGCUACAACAAGCACCAUCAAGUUCCUCCACUUGUUAUGCCUACUGGCUUCCAUGGUAAAAGAUUUUCUAAUGUCCCAAACAAUCCAAUGUUGUCUCGUCAUGAACACCCUGGUGCAUUUGGUCUGCAGGAUUUUAAACAUAGAGUUGCCAAUCCUCCUCCAUUAACCACUCACAAUCCACAAUCCCAUACAAGAUGGUCCGAGGAUCUUAAUUCCGAAGCGGGUGGUUUUGCUUGUCGCCGUCCUCCAAGGGUGUUGCUAGCUACUGGCCGGAGGCAUUGCCACCCCAUAGCUGGUGGUUCUCCAUUUGUGACGUGCUACAAUUGCUUUGAAUUGCUGCAACUGUCUAAAAAAGUUUUUCUUAUGGAAAAAAUUCAAAAAAAGAUGAGAUGUGGGGCAUGCUCUACAGUCAUUCAUUAUGAAGUUACCAACAAGGGGCUUCUUGUUUCUGCUAAUGCCGUAGGAAAGGAAUCUUCUGCAAAGGUUGAUAAUAGCUCUAAUGUGGUAAAGAAAGAUGGAUAUUCACAUAACCAUGGUUAUGUGAAUAGAGCUAGCAUGAACUUCUCCUCUGAUGAUUAUGACAAUUGCGGUUAUGAUUUUCAGUCAAUGGAUAGAGAACCGGUUUUAUCAUCAGCAGGUCAGGAUAUCAGCUCAAAUAAGUCUGUAGAAAUGAAGAGCCUUCAUUCUACAUCUUCUUCUGAUUCUGAGGAUGAGGAUGACCUAGAUAGUUCGGUAGCUGCAAGAAAAAAUACCCACACUACUGAGCUGCCAAUCAAAGUCAAUGCGUCUGCACCUGCUUCAGGUUCACCCCAUCAAAUUCACAUUGAUUACGCUGCCAACUACCCCCAAUUUGGAAAGGGAAAUAGAGACAGACGCUCAGCACAGGAGAAGAUGAUGAUGAGGAAGACAACUUCAUGUCAAAAUACUAUGAAAGAUGCAACACUUGUAACUGAGAUUGAAAUAUCGUCUAAUGAGUACUCCAAUACUGGGACAUCUCAAGAUUCAAGUGACGGGAGCAGAGGAGAAGAUCAACUGAGAGCCAACAAAGGAGCUGAAUCGUUCUUUGCAGGCAUUAUCAAGAGGAGCUUUAAGGACUCCUCUAAGUCUAGUCAAACUGUUGAGCAGGAAAGUACCCAUGUUAUAGUCAAUGGGUAUCUUAUACCAGAUCGGUUGAUUAAGAAGGCUGAAAAGCUAGCUGGACAAAUCCAUUCUGGACAAUACUGGUAUGAUUCGAGAGCUGGAUUCUGGGGUGUGAUGGGCGGGCCUUGUCUUGGCAUAGUUCCUCCAUUUAUUGAAGAAUUUAAUUACCCCAUGCCUGAGAAUUGUGCUGGUGGAAAUACUGGUAUUUUUGUGAAUGGAAGAGAGCUUCACAUAAAGGAUUUGAAUUUGCUUGGACGUAGAGGGCUCCCGACUGAAAGAGAUAGAUCUUAUAUUAUUGAGAUUUCCGGAAGAGUCCUGGAUGAGGAUUCUGGUGAAGAGUUAGCAAGCCUUGGCAAGCUUGCCCCCACAGUUGAGAAAAUGAAGCAUGGAUUUGGCAUGAAACCAAGAGUGGCUGCUUGAACUUGAAGUGAUGACAUUGUAAGGGGUACGAGCUUCUGUCAAUGCUUCUGUUUUGGAAAAGAACUUGAAGAUGUGCUGCCAAGGUAUUGAACUACACAGUCCAAACUGUCUUGAUGAUUUUACCUCUUCUUGCAUUACUAUACAUGAAUUGCAAGACCAUGUCCGAUUAUUGAUCUCCUCAAUGGGUCCGAUUUGUUUCAUAAUCUUGGAAGUUUUAUGUUUUAUAAUACUGUUUUGCUUGUCAAAAAUUCAUUUAUGCAAUUUUCAAUGUGAUUAUUUGUCUU
Ilex paraguariensis (yerba mate) is the source of this 3241-nucleotide messenger RNA. The record is from the annotation of a GenBank genome assembly. Lineage: Eukaryota; Viridiplantae; Streptophyta; Magnoliopsida; Aquifoliales; Aquifoliaceae.